Messenger RNA from Sycon ciliatum, 612 nucleotides. Its product is annotated as beta-2-glycoprotein 1-like. The coding region runs from base 1 to 612 and encodes 203 amino acids. NCBI's taxonomy places the organism in Eukaryota, Metazoa, Porifera, Calcarea, Leucosolenida, Sycettidae. The record is from RefSeq and is a predicted model, not a curated record. The transcript is spliced from 5 exons.
AUGGUGGAAGAUUUUGCUCUGCGACUUGCAUGCAGGGUUCAAAAUGAAACUGUAAACUGCGCUGUACCUUCUGUUGGUAACGGCACUGCUGAUGACACCAUGAUCCGGUGGGGAAGCAAUGUUUCCUUUUCAUGCAAUGAGGGCUUUUUGCUAAAGGGUGAUGCCACAUCAACUUGCACAGUUCAUGGGAAUCUCACUUCAUUACCGCACUGUGAAGCUGUAAACUGCGCUGUACCUUCUGUUGGUAACGGCACUGCUGAUAACACCAUGAUCCGGUGGGGAAGCAAUGUUUCCUUUUCAUGCAAUGAGGGCUUUUUGCUAAAGGGUGAUGCCACAUCAACUUGCACAGUUCAUGGGAAUCUCACUUCAUUACCGCACUGUGAAGCUGUAAACUGCGCUGUACCUUCUGUUGGUAACGGCACUGCUGAUAACACCAUGAUCCGGUGGGGAAGCAAUGUUUCCUUUUCAUGCAAUGAGGGCUUUUUGCUAAAGGGUGAUGCCACAUCAACUUGCACAGUUCAUGGGAAUCUCACUUCAUUACCGCACUGUGAAGACACAGACUGCUACAUGAAGUAUCCCUGCCCGACCAAUACGGAAGUAGUACGGAACUAA